Uranotaenia lowii is the source of this 1173-nucleotide messenger RNA. RefSeq lists its product as uncharacterized. NCBI's taxonomy places the organism in Eukaryota, Metazoa, Arthropoda, Insecta, Diptera, Culicidae. Bases 169 to 822 code for a protein of 217 amino acids. The transcript is spliced from 4 exons. The record is from RefSeq and is a predicted model, not a curated record.
AGACCUGAACGGCGGUCACAACUCACAACUUCCAACGCAAGAGAAUUCAAGUUGCUGCAGAUAGAGUUUUCUCUAUAAAUAAAGGUGUCGCGCCAGAUUUUUUGCCCAGUCGUGAUAAUUUAGUCGUGCUCGAAAGAUCUAUUAAAACGCUUAGUGCAAUUUCCGAAAAUGAAACAGCUGAUCAUUUUCGCCGCCAUGCUUGGCCUAUCGGUGGCCCAGUUUUCCAACGGAAGAGUUCUGGAACCACCGAAUCCGCAACUCUGCAGCAAUAGGAUCAUCCACGAGCGAGCACCGGAUGGCAAAGGCUACUUCUUCUCGUGGCGUGAUCCAACCCUGCAGGGAGCUGAGAAAGACUGGCUGGACGCAAGGAACUUCUGCCGACAGCGGUGCAUGGACUCUGUCUCGGUCGAAACCAGCCCCGAAAACGAAUGGAUUAAGCAGCGCAUCGUUGAUGGAAAGCAAAAAUACAUCUGGACCAGCGGUCGGCUGUGUGACUUCAAGGGCUGUGAUCGACCGGAUUUGCAGCCGGUCCAGGUGAACGGAUGGUUCUGGACCGCCGAGCUCCAGAAGCUGGCCCCGAGCAACGUGCGCAACCAGAACGAUUGGUCCGAAAAUGGCGGCAUCGGCAAGGCCCAACCGGACAACCGGGAACUGAUCCAGGGCGGAGCCCCCGAGAACUGUCUGGCCAUCCUGAACAACUUCUACAACGAUGGCGUCCACUGGCACGACGUUGCCUGCCACCACGUGAAGCCUUGGGUGUGCGAGGAAAACGACGCCUUGCUCAAGUACGUCAAGUACACCAACCCCAAUUUGCGCAUCUAAGAAGCAGCCGGAUUGUAGUCUAUACUCUUCAAUUCCUAACCUUUCAAACGUUCUUAUUUUCACCAAUUCUAUUGUUUUUCACCCUUCAAAUCGUACCGUUACGCACUUAAGAAAACAGAUACCUACCGAAUAAGUUAGCCCCAUAAGAUACGAUUUUAGAUGUUAGGACUCGAUAGAUACUUUGACUCGUAUUUGAGUGCACUACCGACUGACUGACUGUCCCACGAUAAGUUCGGACCCAUUAGAAUCAAAACGAAUUGACGCGUAGUGGUUAAAUCAGAAAGAAGUGAAUGAUAGGUAACCGUUUUUUUUUUCGAUAUUUAUUGAAUAAAAAUAUUAAAGCCCACCAAA